Acyrthosiphon pisum (pea aphid) is the source of this 898-nucleotide messenger RNA. RefSeq lists its product as uncharacterized. Lineage: Eukaryota; Metazoa; Arthropoda; Insecta; Hemiptera; Aphididae. The transcript is spliced from 3 exons. Bases 190 to 615 code for a protein of 141 amino acids. The record is from RefSeq and is a predicted model, not a curated record.
UAAAAUUAUUGUUGUGGUAACACUGCAGAGUAUUGCUGCUGUAGUGAUAGUAUUCCGACAGUGAUAUGGACUUUUGGGAUGACGUGUCAUUUUUUUCCAGACCUUAAAGCCGGACUUCAACGUCGUUCAACCAACUUGCAAUAUAUUAUAUUAUAACUAUCGUGUUAUAAUUGGAAUACAAUUUUUGUCAUGGCGCACAAUGGCAAUUAUAAUGGCCCAAAGCAUUCCAGACCAGACGACGACAGUGACGGCAUUUCUCUAUUGUCUGGUGAUGUCAAUUCAGUUAAUAAAAAUGAUGAUGGCUCAAAUACAGAUUGUGGUAAGAGUAAAAUCGAAGACAGCGAUGUACCAACAACCAUUACUGACACAGAUGAAAACGAAAACGCUAAGAAAUUAGCAGCGUUUGACAAGAAAGUAUUGCGUACUGAAGUAGUCGAUGAGAAGAUGGGUUGGCCACCAUGUUUAUUGAUUGAAUACAAUCGGUCGGUCAAAAUGUCUCCACGAGAGCUUAAAAACUUGAUCUUAAAUAAAUCUGCUGAAUUCAUGGCCACGCAUGGCAAAUCACAUAUUUCUUCGAAACCCUCAGCCCAAUCCAAGACACCACCAAAAAAAUGAUUACAUUUCUAAAACUUAUCGAUAUGUACAACUUAAUUUAAGAAAACUAUUGUGUUAUUUAUAUGUAACUUUUUUUUAUAUAAGCUAGAAGGUAGUUGAUGCUGUAUCACGAAUAAAAAAAAAAUACAUAAAUUGAUCAAUUAUACAUGUGAGUACUUUACGUUCCAACCCUGAUCUUAAAGGGACCGAAGCAACAUUAUAAUUUUAUAUUAAAUUUAAAUAAAUAUCAUGAAGUAUUUCUCCUCCUACGAUAUUUAUAAUCAAUCAUUUCCCUCAACUUAAU